Molecule: messenger RNA, 2640 nt
Organism: Seriola dumerili (greater amberjack)
Lineage: Eukaryota; Metazoa; Chordata; Actinopteri; Carangiformes; Carangidae
Gene: ints10
Product: integrator complex subunit 10
Exons: 17
Coding region: 474-2618 (714 amino acids)
Biological process (GO): snRNA processing
Cellular component (GO): integrator complex
Source: RefSeq, a predicted model, not a curated record
AUGAACUAUUUUCGCAUUGUUUUGGUGGACUAGUUAAUCAGGCAGUGCUUGUCAGUUGGCCGUAAAGCAGGAGGCAGCGGUCAUUUUUACGACUGCGGUGUGAUGUUAUCGUAACGUCAGAAAAUGUGUCGGUAAAUAAAGGUUUAACUUUGACUGGUAAUGUCGAGAACAGUUCGAUUGCUCUUCUUUUCAUCUAUAUUUGCGGUUGUUAUAUGUGUAUAAGAUAAUUGAAUAAUAGAACACGGCUUGAUGAACAAUUCUAGCAAAGAUGUCAAUAGAUAGUGACAUAGCUAAAGCUAACUAGCUAGCUGUUGUUAGCUGUAUUCUUACAUUGUGCAAAGAAAAGCUCUCUUUUAGCGUAACGAAAUUUAUCCACCGAGACUUCACUAGGUGACCAUAUGCAUUAAACUGCAGCCUGAGCUGCGUGUUGGGUCAGUGUGUCGCCUUGGCACUGACAGCUCGAUUCAUGUAAAAUGUCAGCGCAAAAAGACUGCGAGUUUUUGGUGAAAAGAGCCCGGGAGCUGGUCUCUGAUGAUCCCUGUGCGGCCAAAGCCUGGCUCAUAACAGCCAGGACCCUAUACCCCGCAGACUUCAACAUACAGUAUGAAAUGUACAUCAUUGAACGCAAUGCAGAGAGGACCGCUUCUGCUGGGAGACUCCUGUAUGACAUGUUUAUAAACUUCCCAGAUCAGCCCACUGUUUGGCGGGAGAUCAGCGUCAUUACAGCUGCCCUGCGCAGUGACUCUCAGGACAAGCAUGCACAGUUUCUGCGAGGGCUCUUUGAGACACUGCCAGGCCGUGUGCAGUGUGAAAUGCUGCUGAAAGCCACAGAGCAGUGUUUCAACACUUUGGAGAAAGCAGAGAUGCUGCUGCUCCUUCUGAAACGCUUUCCAGAGUCUGUGGUCCAGCACGGGGUCAAUUUAGGAGAGACAUUGUUGGAGGCAGAGGUGUCGGAGAACGUGGAGACUCCUGUCAACUGCUUCAGAAAACUCUUUGUGUGUGAUGUCCUUCCUUUGGUCAUUAACAACAUGGACAUGCGCUUGCCAGCCAGCCUGAUGCAGAAGUACAUGCUGAAAGCAGCUGAAUUCUAUAUUGGUUAUGUUACUCGUGGACCCUCCCCUGAUGUACAGAUACAAGGCUCUCAAGAAGCUGGGUCUCUGAAGUCACCUAAUGUGUCCCGUGGCUCCCAGCGUUAUGUGAUUGAUGGCCUGUCGGAAAAGUCUUCAGUAGUAGCAGAGCCUUGGGAGAGGCUGUUGGAUAUCCUGGCUGUGGUUGGAGCUCGCUGCGAGUGGCAGGGAGACAAGGGACAGAGAAGUUACGUGGACAUGCUGCUGAGACUGAAGGAGCUGUGUCGCUACCUGCCUGGUCUGGAAGGAGACACGCGGUCCCGCUGCUGCAGUCAAGUCGUCAUCUGUGCUGCGCUCGUCCUCUUCCGCAGCGCCUUUCUCUAUAUGUCAUCUGUACAGCCUGCACUAUUCCAGGGCGUGAAUGCGCUGAGUUCGGGGCCGUGGAUCCUCAUAGAGGAUUUGAGCUCAGUGUACAACGAUGUGGAGGUGGAGAGGGGAGCAGUGAAGCAUGCACAUAAGAAACGUAAACUGGCUGAUGGGAGAGAGAAGACUAUGAGCUCAGAUGAUGAGGACGGGUUGGGGAAAGGCCGCGGUCGACACAUUUUAGUGAACAAGACUGAGAUGCCCAGUUGGUCUGAGACUCUGGAGAACUUCCGCACAGCGAGGGAGAGCUGGGAUCUCCUUCACUCCCACGACGGCCUGGAAACUGAGUUCAAGAAGAUCUGUGCCUCAUGGAAGACAGACGGCUGGCUGUGGUUCAGAAUAUUCCUCACUGACAUGAUCAUAUACCAGGGACAGUACCGUAAGGCCCUCUCCAGCCUGCACCAGAUGGCUGCAGUGCUGCAGCCUCAGCCUGGGCAGCAGAGCCCCUCAGGUCAGGCCAGUCUGGAGCACCACAGGGCCCUCAUACAGCAGGCCUCCUGCCACUAUGCACUGGGAGAGUACAGGAUGGCCUGUGAGAAGCUGCUCGAUGUUGUUGGUGGGCUGGUACCCCCAAACCAAGAACCAACGAAGACCCCAGAAGAUCAGGGUAGAGUCAAGACCAAAACGAGGAAAGGUAAUGACCUGAGAUUGCUUCCCUGCACCAGCAAAGCUGUGUUGCCUUUCUGUCUCCAGCUCAUGCUGGCCUGCUUCAAGCUUCGUGCCUUCACAGACAACCGUGACGACCUGUCCCUCGGUCACGUGGUGGUGCUUCUGCAGUACGACUGGCCACACGGCGAGAUGCUGUUUUUAAAGGCAGUGGAUAAAAUCUGUCAGCAAGGCAGUUUCCAGUAUGAGAAUUUCUUCAACUAUGUCACCAACAUUGACAUGCUGGAGGAGUUUGCAUACCUGCGUACUCCAGAAGGAGGGAGGAUUCAACUGGAGCUGCUCCCCAAUCAGGGAAUGUUGAUCAAACACCACACAGUGACUCGUGGAAUCACCAAAGGAGUGAAAGAGGAUUUCCGUCUGGCCAUGGAGAGGCAGGUGUCGCGCUGUGGAGAGAACCUGCUGAAUGUGCUUCACCGUUUCUGCAUCAAUGAGAAAAUCAUCAUCAUACAGUCUCUUCCUUGACAACUGGCCUGUGGAUUUUGAA